Messenger RNA from Darwinula stevensoni, 452 nucleotides. NCBI's taxonomy places the organism in Eukaryota, Metazoa, Arthropoda, Ostracoda, Podocopida, Darwinulidae. The record is from the annotation of a GenBank genome assembly.
AUGUGCAUUUCGAGAGAUCUCGCCGCCUUCAAGAGGACCAUCAAGAGGACCACCCAUCUUCGCCCCACACCUCCAUCCUCCAGGAGCAAGUUCGAGAGAUCUCGCCGCUAUCAAGAGGACCAAGAGGACCACCCAUCUUCCCCCCACUCCUCCAUCCUCCAGGAGCAAGUUCGAGAGAUCUCGCCGCUUUCAAGAGGACCAAGAGGACCAAGAGGACCACCCAUCUUCCCCCCACUCCUCCAUCCUCCAGGAGCAAGGUUUUUAAUUAAUUCAUUUUGAUAUUCUAAUCUUUCUUUUUAUUACUUUUGUCAUUAAAUGUUUGUUUCAUGUUUCCUUUCCCUAGCCCUACUAAUUUCCCUCUUCCCUCACAGUGCUUUCCCGUUUAAUUUAUUUUACCCUUGACACUUUGAACUAAUGCUUUCAUGUCUUCUUCCAUCCUUUUAGAAGGGCGC